Molecule: messenger RNA, 4377 nt
Organism: Alligator mississippiensis (American alligator)
Lineage: Eukaryota; Metazoa; Chordata; Crocodylia; Alligatoridae
Gene: CLCN2
Product: chloride voltage-gated channel 2
Exons: 23
Coding region: 60-3755 (1231 amino acids)
Biological process (GO): transmembrane transport; chloride transport
Cellular component (GO): membrane
Molecular function (GO): voltage-gated chloride channel activity
Source: RefSeq, a predicted model, not a curated record
GGCUCGGCUGAAACCUGGGACCAGCAGCCGGGGCCGGGGCCGGGGCCGGGGCCGGGGCCAUGGCGGCGGACGGGAUGGAGCAGCGGGAGCUGCAGUACGAGCAGACCUUGAUGUAUGGGCGCUAUACACAGGACCUGGGGGCCUUCGCCAAGGACGAGGCAGCUCGCAUCCGGGUGCAGCAGGAGCGCUGGAAAGCUUUCCCCAGGGAGCGCCUGCGCCCCCCAGAGCUGCUGGAGUACAGCCAGAGCCGCUGUGCCCCUUGCCGCAUCUGCACCGUGCGGUGCCAGAAGUUCCUCAUCUCCAAGGUGGGCGAGGACUGGAUCUUCCUCAUCCUGCUGGGGCUGCUCAUGGCGCUGGUGAGCUGGGCCAUGGACUUUGCCAUCGCCACCUGCCUGCAAGCCCAGAAGUGGAUGUACGGAGGCCUGGAUGCCAACAUCUUCCUGCAGUACAUGGCCUGGGUCACCUACCCCAUGGUGCUCAUCACCUUCUCCGCCGGCUUCACCCAGAUCCUGGCCCCACAGGCUGUCGGCUCGGGUAUCCCCGAGAUGAAGACCAUCCUGCGGGGCGUGGUGCUGAAGGAGUACCUCACCCUGAAGACCUUCGUGGCCAAGGUCAUUGGCCUGACCUGUGCCCUGGGCAGCGGGAUGCCCCUGGGCAAGGAGGGCCCCUUCGUCCACAUCGCCAGCAUGUGUGCCGCCCUGCUCAGCAAGUUCCUCUCCCUCUUCGGGGGCAUCUAUGAGAACGAGUCCCGCAACAUCGAGAUGCUGGCGGCUGCCUGUGCUGUGGGAGUUGGCUGCUGCUUUGCCGCCCCCAUUGGAGGUAGGGCCCCGCGCUGGUCCUGGGCCCCACACACGCACACAUGCACGCACAUGCACACCCCCAGCAAUCAGGUCCCUGACACGGAGCCAGGUCGAUGCCAGGCCCCCUUGCCCUGGGCAGGUGUCUGCCUCCAGCUCCCUGGCACCCCACUCUUGGGGGGAGCCCAGACCCCCAGGCCUGUCUGGACACUGCGCAGGCUGGACCUGGCCCUGGUUCUGCUCCCCGAGGCGCUAGGGUCUCACCACAACCCCCAGGUAGCCUGGGGAGGGGGCAGCUGCUCCCCCCAUUCCUCUCUCCCCUGGGUCCACUUGGCAUCUAGAUCGCCCAGCUCUGACCUGCCUCCCCUCUUGCUCCCAUCUCUAACCUCAAGGGCCCCCAUGCCUUGUGUGGGCCCCGGCACCCCAGGACUCACUGCAUUGCAACCCCCAGGCAGCACCCAGCCCAGUGGGCCCCAGCCAGGCCUGGCCUCCAUGCCCAUGGUUGAGCAGCAGCUUGGGGCACUGUCCUCCCAGAGGUGUAAUGUCUGCUCCUUUCCCCUCCACUCUGCACUCCAGGGAGGUCCCAGCUCUGGCCCCAAGGCUCCCUCGCAGCUUUGCACUCCUAGGUUGGUGACGUGUCUAACUCUUCGCUUGUGCCCUCUGUGCUGCGCAGUGUCCUCGUCCGUCUGUGUGCGCGUGUCCAUCCCAUGGGCCCCAGCCAGGGCUGCCCCCUCAUGCCCCCAUGCUACCCUUUUGCUCACACCAUGCACCACGCUGCUCCCACUGGGGCACGGGCAGCCACAGGAGGGGGACCUUCUUCCCCCACUAACACCCCCCAGCUCCGUGGCCCCCCAACACCUGUGUGGGUGCACUCCUAACCCAGCCUGGGUGGUUCCCAUGCAGCAGUGUGUCCAGGCAGGCCCCCAUGCCGGGGCCCAAGGGGCUCUCUGGCAUGGAGGGGCAGUGCCGGCUCCCGCCUUCCUCCUGCCUCUCCCUGCCGCAGGCGUGCUCUUCAGCAUCGAGGUCACCUCCACCUUCUUCGCCGUGCGCAACUACUGGCGCGGCUUCUUCGCUGCCACCUUCAGCGCCUUCAUCUUCCGCGUCCUGGCCGUGUGGAACAAGGAUGAAGAGACCAUCACAGCCCUGUUCAAAACCCGCUUCCGCCUGGACUUCCCCUUCGACCUGCAGGAGCUGCCCGCCUUCGCUGUCAUUGGGAUCGCCAGUGGGUUUGGCGGCGCCCUCUUCGUCUACUUCAACCGCAAGAUCGUGCAGUUCAUGCGCAAGCAGAAGACCAUCAAUCGCUUCCUCAUGAAGAAGCGCCUGCUCUUCCCCGCACUGGUCACCCUGCUCGUCUCCACGCUGACCUUCCCGCCUGGCUUCGGACAGUUCAUGGCUGGCCAGCUCACACAGAAGGACACGCUGGUGACCCUCUUCGACAACCGGACGUGGGUCAAGCAGGGCCUGGCUGAGGAGUUUGAGUACGUGGGCAUCUCCGAGGCCUGGCGCCAUCCCCGCUCUAAUGUCUUCGUCACCCUUGUUGUCUUCAUCCUCAUGAAAUUCUGGAUGUCGGCCCUGGCCACCACCAUCCCGGUGCCCUGUGGAGCCUUUAUGCCCGUCUUCGUCAUUGGCGCAGCCUUCGGGCGGCUGGUUGGGGAGAGCAUGGCAGCCUGGUUCCCAGAUGGCAUCCACGCCGACAGCAACACCUACCGCAUCGUGCCUGGGGGCUACGCCGUGGUAGGGGCGGCUGCGCUCUCGGGGGCCGUCACCCACACGGUGUCGACAGCCGUGAUCGUGUUCGAGUUGACGGGGCAGAUCUCGCACAUCCUGCCCGUCAUGAUCGCCGUCAUCCUGGCCAACGCCGUGGCCCAGAGCCUGCAGCCCUCUCUCUAUGACAGCAUCAUCCGCAUCAAGAAGCUGCCCUACCUGCCCGAGCUGGGCUGGGGCCACCACGAGAAGUACAAUGUGCGGGUGGAGGACAUCAUGGUGCGGGACAUGCAGUAUGUCACCCUCAACUGCAAGUACCGCGACCUGCAGAUUGUGCUGCACAGCACCAAGCUGAAGAGCCUGCCGCUGGUCGAGUCGGCUGAGUCCAUGAUCCUGCUGGGCUCCAUCGAGCGGGCCCAGGUGGUGGCACUGCUGAGCAACCAGCUGAGCCCAGAGCGGCGCUGGCAGCAGGCACGGGAGCGGGCACAGGCCUCAGCCCCGCAGAAGGGGCCCAGCGAAAAGCUGCAGGAUGAGGGCGAGGGCGAGGAAGAGGGCAGGGCAGCUGACACGGGUGUGCACUUCCAGAUCACCACAGAGGAGUCCUCCUUUACCCCGUCCCACGGAGACACCCGCAAGCCUCUGAAGCCAGCACUCAAGCGAGUGCCCAGCAGCUUGGCCGAGAGCCCCACAGCUGGCAGCACGGAUACCUCAGGGAUUGCCCUCAAGAGCCUCUUCUGUGCCAAUGCCACCACGGAGCCUGCUGAGGAGGCAGAGAGAUCAGCAGGGUCUGAAAAGCGCAAGUCGAAGCGCGUCCGCAUUUCCGUGGUGGAUGAGUACCAGCCAGGCGACGAGAUGAGCCCGUCAGAGAUCAUGGAGUGGGAGGAGCAGCAGCUGGAGCAGCUGGUGAACUUCAACAACAGCAAGAUCGACCCGGCACCCUUCCAGCUGGUGGAGCGCACCUCCCUGCACAAGACUCACACCAUCUUCUCACUUCUGGGCGUGGACCACGCGUACGUCACCAGCAUCGGGCGCCUCAUUGGCAUGGUGUCCCUCAAAGAGCUGCGCAAGGCCAUCGAGGGUUCGGUCACGGCCAAAGGCGUGAAGGUCCGUCCACCCCUGGCCAGCUUCCGGGACAGCACAACCAGCAGCAGCGAGCCCGAGACCACCAGCAUCCACCAGCUGUGGGACCGGCGCCAGCGCCAUGCCCUGCCCCGCGAGUCCAGCCCCUCCGAGACCGACGACAAGUGCCAGUGAGAGGAGCGCCUGUGGCCGCACUGCCACUCACCACCGCCGCAGGGCGGCCUCUCGCCAGGCUGGGGGGCAGGGCAGAGCCACAGGAAGCCACUGCCACCCUGCCGCACCCACUGCUAGAGGAAGAGCUGAGUGGACCCGGCUCCAGGGCUUGGCUGCGGGGGGCAGGGGAGAAGGACCUUGCCUGGGCAUCCAGCCCAGUCCCCUCUGCAGGGGCAUCUCGUCCACAGCCAGACCUGGAUUCUCCCCGCUCACCCGGCCCCAGCCCAGCCCUGGGCACCCCCAGCCUCAAUGGUGCCCUUCCCUCCUGCCCCACCACCCCCCAGCUCUGCCCCCAGUGCCCUCUCUCCCGCUCCAUCCUACUCAAUCGCCAGGCAAUCACGGCCCUGCCCGCAGACCCAUGGACAAUGCACGGCAGGCCUGGUAGCAUGGGGGAGUGGCAGCUGGGCCCCCCUCUCCAGCUGCUCUGAGCCCCCAUCCAGGGGUACUCUCAUCCUCCUCCCCCUGCAGCGCCCAGUGUGAGGUCCCGGCGGGUCCAUGCCCGGGUCUGGCUGGGCCCUGCCAGUGCCAGGAUGUAAAUACAGAGAUUUUUAUAUUAAUUUAAUAAAAGGACUUUAUAACUAGA